Messenger RNA from Mucor mucedo, 348 nucleotides. RefSeq lists its product as uncharacterized. The transcript has 2 exons. Bases 1 to 348 code for a protein of 115 amino acids. Lineage: Eukaryota; Fungi; Mucoromycota; Mucoromycetes; Mucorales; Mucoraceae. The record is from RefSeq and is a predicted model, not a curated record.
AUGAACUUUUCACCAUAUUCACCAUCACCAGACGACGAUAGAACUUCUCGUUUGCCAAAAAAACCUAAACAACCAAAACAGCAACCACCCUCUUUCAGUUCAUACCAAGCGGGUAAUGCCGACUCUUUUGCUGAACAAGGACUUUUAAAUAAUGGCAGUAGCAGUAGCAGUAGUGCACCCAAUGGACAAUCUGUUCGUGUUAAUAAAUACGAAACCAGUCUACCCAUUCGUGUGGAUGUAGAAGCUUCAAUAGCCUAUGUUUUGGGUCCGGUAACUGGCUUAUUAUUGUUAAUUUUCGAAAGACAAAAUGAUUAUGUGAGAUUUCACGCAUGGCAGGUAAAAAUCUAG